Molecule: messenger RNA, 7353 nt
Organism: Culex pipiens pallens (northern house mosquito)
Lineage: Eukaryota; Metazoa; Arthropoda; Insecta; Diptera; Culicidae
Product: serine-rich adhesin for platelets
Exons: 8
Coding region: 1499-3598 (699 amino acids)
Source: RefSeq, a predicted model, not a curated record
GCUAGCCCGGUCUAACGUCGUCGUCCCAAGUCAAAGAGUCGUGUGUCGAAACACAACAACGGUGCCCCGUUGUUUGAGGCCAGCAGUUCGCCGGAGUUCUACGGUGCUGUUAGUUAGAUGCUUGCUUGCAAGAUUCGAUCAGGUGGAAGAAAGUGACGCGUGAGAGUUCUGGACGUUCUAUGUGGAGGUGGCAAGUUCCGGGGAUCAGUGAAAGUGAGGAAGAUAUCCCAUUGGAAGACUUGGCGAGUCCAAGGAUAGUGCUCAAGCGGGACAAAACUUUCUUGAUGGUUCAACCUAAAUGUGCUAAAGAGUAAUCAAUAUUCACAUUGAUGCCCAUUCAAUAAACGUUGUGUAAAAGCUGUGUGCUAACUUAUCAAACUCAAACGAUUGUUUAGCACAACUCCAAAUACGCCUCCUCUAAGCCGAGAACUGCGUUUUGUUUACAUCACCAUCGGCGAGGCGUGACGCGCGCUCGACGGAGGCGAACAUUUUCCCUAAGAAGAGCAAUACCAACAAGUCGACUCAACCAAACAACUAAACAGCGCCAUUUUUCGCGGUUCACGUGUUGAAGCCAUCACCUGGAGUGUGGGGGGGAAAAGGUCGGAGGUAACCUAAAAUUAGUCCAUUGUGUGGUGCAAAAUUCAAUAGAACUGGAAGUUUCCUUGGGUGGAGCGCAAGGUCCAUUCAGAGUUUUUCCUUCGAAGUGAGAAUCACGAAGAAGAAUUUUCGCGCAAGAAAGGCGAUUGUGAGUGUUUUGUGUGUGUGCUUUUCAAAGGUGAUUAGUGUGCGAAAAACAAGUACCAGACGACGGCGACGACGUGCGAGGGAGUGUGAAACGUUUCGUGAAUUCAUUCAUGAAGUUUUUUGCAACAAAUACUUCCGCUUGAAGACACGGUUGCGCUACCAACUGGGCUAAGUCUCAUUGCCGAGGAAGAAGAGGAGAAAGUUGUCAUUGUGUGUCAGUGUACUCCGGUUUUUUUUCGGUGUGUGAUAAAUUAGGUCGAUUUUGAGGAAAAAGCAGCAGACACGCUUUUCACGCCUUGCUAGCUGUCAUCUCGAUUGCCUUGCUGUCGUACGUGCUUCAUACUGUCAAGAACCCAUCGCGAUGCAACUAACCACAAAAGGUAGCAGCGCCAACUAGGAUCGCCGAGGAACCUCAACUAGCGCGGGGAUCAAAAGUUAUGAACACUUUGGAGGGGGUUUGAUUUCUGCUUGAGGAGGAAGACGCGUGAGACGUGACACGUGGUUCCGUCAUCGCGUUAGAUGUUCUGGUCCAGAACUUUUGGGAGAGAACACAACUGAGAGUGCGAGAGAGAGAGACUGAGAACUGCAUUUUGUGCAAUUGCGCGCACGACGGUGCACUCCUCGCGAAGAGUGCAUCCCCUGGUCCACAAACGCCGCUGGGACGACGUGGGGAGGAGGUUAAGGGAAGGGUUGCCAACCCAUUUUUUUUGUUGCUGCUGUUGUUGCCUAGCCUAGGAAUUGAGCCGGAGCCAAAAUGCUCUCCUACAUGCUACCAGUUGAGGAAAAAUCGCCCUCAGUGACGGCGGCCAGUGCUGCGGCGGCCGCGGCGCGAAAUCUAAGCUUAAAUCUGAACAAUCCGGCCAAUCCGGGUUCCGGCUCGGGUGGUUCCUCGUCCAAGCAGUUCAAGGACACGAACGGCAGUGUUGCCAGUAACGGUGCGAACGGGCGCAGUUCCGUGACGACGUCAUCUUCCGGCAAGGUCAUCAAGUCGGCCAUCAAAACAAACCAUCGGUAUCAGCUGGUGUCCUCCAGUUCGUCGUCGGUGGAGGAAAACGGCGGUGGUUCCGGUUCCGCGGCGGGAUCCGCCAACGGGAAGAAAAAGUUUGUCAAGCGUAACGGCGCGGAAGAACCGGUGCGUAACGGGGGUAACGGGGUCAGUGUCGCCGCGGAUGAUCUGAGUGAUGAGCACACCAGCCUGCUUGGAUCCGGAAGUUCCAAGAGUGUCAAGAGUGAUAAAAAUUUCAACAACCUGAUCGUGGUCAACGGGAAUGUCAACGGCGGUGGCAAGCUCGCGAGUGUGUUGAAGAAGAAUGGUUCCGGGCACGGUUCCGGAACCACCACCGCCACCACAGUUGUAAACGGGGAUGGUCCGCUGAAGGUGGUCACGACCACCAACGGUUACAGUGCGGUCCGCAGUUGUGAGCAUGACGAAGACGACGACGACGUCGGCGAACCGGAAGAGGAAGACUAUCCGGAAGAAGACGAAGAGUACGACCUGGUCGCGGCCAACAACCGGAAGAAUACGAGCGGAAUAAUCACCGCCAAAAUGAGCACCAGUGCCAGUGUGACGCGUAGCUUGAACGGAAUAAACGGGAAUUCCGGGGCCGGGGUACCGCAGCCCCAGCCCCAGUCCUCGGUGGAAACGCCGAGCAGUGGGAUUAUCGUGGACACCAGCGAUGCCGACUCGGAACAGACGGCCGUCAGUGGUGUUAGUGGAAGUGGUGGCGGAGGUGGAGGAAAGAAGGUCAAGAUGAACAAGCUUGGCGGCAGCAAGAAUGUGACACUCAAGAGGGUCUCAUUCGGCUCUUCCAAGGGCUCGAUGGUGGAAACGCUGGUCUUCGAGACCCCAACGCCGCUGCCGGAGCACGCCGAGCGGGAGUUUUUCCACUCACCGGCGGUGCUGGCCGGCGCCGGCACCACUGUCAACAGUGUCCACCACUAUCAGCAGCACCACCACCACCAUCUUCCCCACUACCACCAUCCGAUGCAGCAGCAGCAGCAGGGCCAAUCACAGCAAUCUGACAGCAGCCUAGCGGGCCUGGAUGAUAGUGGAAUCGAGCUGCAGGAAGAAGUUGAACGUUCCAAAGUGCGUGUGUCGUUUUUCCAGAGCAGUAAACCCCAAUCGAUUAGCCCGCCCGAGUCGCUCCUGUUUGGUGGCGGACAGAACCUGAUUCACUUUGGGCCCGGAAGUGGCGGCGGAGGAGGCGGAUAUGAUAACAACAACACCCUGCUAGAUUCGUCCUACAUCACCUCGGCGGCGCUGAACCAGCAGUACGACUCGUUGCUCGCGGGUCAUCACCACCACAACAGUAGCAGCACGUUCCAGUACAACCCCGACGACCCCGCUAGUAUGGCGGCCGUAAUGGCGUACGACCGACAGAUGAGCACCGAAUCCGGCUGGGACAACCCGUUCCGACCCGGGGGUGACCUCUCGCGGGAAGCGGACGAAAUCGUUAAUCUCAUCAAAGGUGGCAAACCAAUCACACCGACCGGCGACCAGAGCCUGCUGAACGGUAGCGCACCAAAGGACAGCAGCCCGACGGAAAACGGUGGCAGCACGGUAGUGGACGGCGUUGCGACAAAGUUAGAGUCGACGCAACUCCAAAGCCAGCAGCAGCAGCCGAACGGUACGAAAUCUCCUCAGAAGGGCGGCCCGGACGCGGCCACCACGACGACGGCUGCGUCACCACAGAAAAACGGGUCCACUCCGUCGGCUGCGGCGGCGGCGGCAGCAAGUCAAAGUCCGGCCCAGACCCAAGUCAGCAACCAGGUGAUACCGGGGCCCCAGUCCGCCUCGCACGUGGUCAUCGACGAGAAGAAGAAGAAAAAGUGCGCCUGCUGCGUAAUACAGUAAGAAGGAAAGUGGCUUUCGGAAGUGCAAGAGAGGAUAUUUUGAGGGUUAGGGAUCGUGAGCGAAAGUGGAAAGUUUUUUUUCUUUGCUAUAAUAUUAUUUUGUUUGGGAGAACUUUCAACCAGAUUAAUUGUUUUUUUGUGUAGGGCUUUCCGAGGGGCUUUCGCGUAAGUCGCGGAACUGUCGGAUUUUGUUUUUGUUCGUUUUCUUUUUACAAUUAUCAACUUGAUUUUUACACACAUUCGCAUUAGCUACUGACAGGAUGAAAAGAGAAAGAGAGCAAAGGUAUAUCAUUAUUUUAUACUUUUUCCGGGGUGCGAACGUGUGUGUCUGUGUAUCUAAAUUAUUUUACCUAGAGUGGCGUGUGUGCGACUGAAUGAUUGUGGAAAAAGGAAAGGGUGCGAAUUUGCUAAAGAUUAUGUAUCCGUGUAAUCUGUAAAACCUAUGUAACGAUUAAUUGUAAUUUAGGACAAAUAAUGCUUCGAGUGUGUUGGCUGGCCGCUCGCCGGUUGGUCAACCCAGAAAAAAACAACAAUGUUUUAUAUGUAGGAUUUUAAAUAAUAACGGACUCAGUUUCUUUAUGAUUAUUUAUGUAAAACACUCUAUGCAGAUAACAACAAACAAACAGCAAAACAAAAGCGCGAAAUAUAUGUACUAUUCUAGGGUUGCGUUUUGGGUUCGAAGGGGGGAAAGAGACCGAAAGAGGAGGGAAAGUGUUGCAUUCUUGGUGAGUUUUGAUGAUAAUUUGCAGAAAAUUUUCGUUGAAAACAAGGUGUAAAAUUUGCACAGUGUUUGGUUCGAUGCGCAGCUGUCAAACAAGCUUCCACAAAUGGCUGCGUGCUGCAAAAUUUGUCGAAAAGAUCGAUGUCUUGUGAUGACUAGUAGAAAUUUGCAAUUAUUAAAACAGCUUCAACAAACUGGAAAUUGCUGAUUUUCAUUUAUAUUGUGUGUUCAUUUGACUCAGUGUUGUUUACAUUUUUCGACUCUCCCCGCAAACGUCAAACCAUACAAAAUUGUUGCCGGGUCUUUUUCGACAGAGAUCCGGAAAAAGAUACGGCAGCAAUUUGUAUUGAUUUGACAUUUGCUGAGGGGGGCGAAAAGUUUGUUGAUGUCACUGCUAGCAAAAAACAAACAAUUUCCUUACACGCUUAUAAGAAAUUACCGUCAACUGUGGUGAAUUGGGACACAUGGGGCGAAUUGGGACCACAGUUUUAACCAUGUUAGAGCACAAUAUUUUGAUUGUUCUGAUUGGUUUCGGGUAGAACAGACUCAGACCAACAAAAUGUUUACAUUCAUUUCCAAAUUUAAGCAUGAGCAUGAGCAUGAGCAUGGUUGACUGCCAAUGAGCUGCUACUCCGUUAUUGACAGAUCAGCUGAAGUUAAACAAUGAAUCAAAAAUGAUCAGUGGGAGCCAACCAUCCGUUCACUGUUUAACCCCUGAAGACCCCGACUUUAUUAGUCAAUACCGGCGCCCUCCCAAGAAGCCUGCAGUUCAACAAAGGGGAGGAAUGUUAGUCCGAUAGUUGAAGUUGCAGACUCAUCAAGCACAUAGUUUUUCGCUAUAUACUUGUUGAUACCGCUUGAGACCGUUGAAUCCACAGCAUCUCCUUCAAGCAUCACGUGAUUUUUUUUUUAUUGGGUUAGUAGGAUAAGGUAUUGGCUUUUCGAUGCCUCCCGAGCUACGAUGCUAUGGGGAGGACUUUCAUAACAAACCCGUCGGCGAGCCUUCCGAGCAACGAUGCUAUGGGAAGGUCUUUCUAAUUAGCACACCAAAACACUCGCGCACAGGUAUUUAAAUACUGAAUAAAUGUAAUUUUUCAUCACGAUUACCCAGACGACAUUGAUGAUAAAGGAAGGACUUUUCUACAGUCAUUUACAGUAAUACUUAAACUUAUUUUAAUGCAACAAUUCACACGACGUCGUGCCUCCCGAUCAACGAUGAUGUAGGAAGGACUUGAGCAAGCCAAUCAGGAUGAAACACGAAAUAAAAUUCUUUUCUUUUCACACACAAUGCCACAUAAUUGACCGCGCGUCACCACCCAACUCUUUACAUUCAUUUCCAAAUUUAAAACCUUUAAGUACUCCUAAAACUACUGUCCCCAUUCAGCCAGCAGUCCCGAUUCACCCCAGAUGACGGUAAUCAUGUUGGAGUCAAAUCUGAAAUGGGAUUGGAAAGUUUUCGUUUCACUAAAUAUUAUGUUAAUUUAAUUGAAAUUUGGUGUGAAUUUCAUUUAAAUUUCAGAAAACUUCGCUAGAAUUUUGAAUUAAAUUCAAACAGAUUGAGUUAAAUUUACCCAAAUGUGUUACCAGUCAGAAUGGAAUUGAAUAUAAAUUGUGUUUACUAAGCACUGUCAAAAAUAGACUUUGAAAGUGGCUGCGUUCUGAACACUGUGUCCAAUGCAGAGAUGGAAUUAUCUCUGCGAAAUUCUCUCACUCGUGAAAGUGAGAGGAGGUGAAACACGAUAAAGAAAAUUUUGUUUACGAAUUUCACUGCUAACACCACUUAAAUUUCCCUUUGUGGAGCUGGAUUUGGAGCUAAUGAGAUGCGAAAGAUCGUGAUCGUGAACAUGACGGCGCCAAAAUGUCAUUUGCGUCACAGAACAGAGCCAGUUGUGGCUGCGUACUUGCUAAUAACUCGUUGUUUGUCAAAUUCAACAACAACAUUCAAUUUUGUUUGAAAAAUGAAACAGAAAAUAAAAGGACUGGAAAGGUGAAAAACGAACCUCUUUGUAUAUUUGUUUAUUUUUAAACUAAAUUGUACGCAAACAGCAAUUACAAUAAUUUAUGCGACCAAAAUUAUCGCCACCACGGAUCAAAACAAACCAUACACGCAUAUUAGUUGUUGACAAGUUGUAGAAAAUGAAAAAGCUGUGUAAAAGAGGUCUAUUUUAGCGGAAAGUAAACUGUCAUCAUCACUUACUCUCAUGUGUAUUUAGAAAACGGGAUCUGAGAAAUCUAGUGCUAGACGACAGGGGUUAGUCGACAAAUGGAAUAAUAUCUAACCUUUUUUUUAAACUGUGUAUAUUAGUUUUUAAAAAUUUGACGAGUUGAACCGUGCUAAAAAGUUGCUGAAAAAUGAGUGAAUUUUUCCUGUUUUGAACUCAAUUUUGAGUAACAACUCAGGCGACUGAAAGCUACUCAAUUUUCAGCAGCUUGUCUUUUGUUCUCCACAUCUUGCGCGUUUGCGUCUGUCAAGUGACUUCUUUUUGAAUGAGUUUUAACAGGAUGGCACUGUGUAAUCUGGAAAUGCGAGGCGAUAAAGGCAGUAGGCGCUGAACCGAGAGGCAGAACAAUUUAGCAAAACCUACUACUCUAAGAGCAAACGUAACACACACACACAAACACACUAAACCAGAACCACGUGAUUGUUAGUUGAAGUAUAACAAAAACAAGUAAAUAACAUUGUCGAAAUAGUUAAAUCAGAACAUCAGCAUGCUUUAUGUGCUAUCGAUAUGAGAUAAAUCUAUUGAAAAAAAAACAAAACCAGAACAACUUUGUAAAACAGUUCCACGCGCGACUGCACGCCACUCUCAAAUUUGACAGAUUUUACUAGCUAAAUACUACAAACAGGAGGAAUCAUCAAACAAAAAAACCUGCAAAAUACGGAUUAACAGAAAAAAAUAAGUUCUCUCGAUAUAUGAAAACUCACACAACACACACUGCGAAAAGUAAAAGUAAAGAAAUUUAAAACGAAAUAAUAUUUAGAGAAAACAAAACAAGUAAUAUUAAAAUUACACAAACACACACAGAAAAAAUAA